Molecule: messenger RNA, 672 nt
Organism: Dissoconium aciculare CBS 342.82
Lineage: Eukaryota; Fungi; Ascomycota; Dothideomycetes; Mycosphaerellales; Dissoconiaceae
Exons: 2
Coding region: 278-592 (104 amino acids)
Source: RefSeq, a predicted model, not a curated record
UCAGGUAAUAUGAUGACAACCUGGAUGAUAACCCAUCCCGAGUAACCCUGUUCGUCAACAAAUUCCCAUCAUGUACCCUGCUUGCACCUCCUCCGCGGCUCCUCCACCUCAUCACAACAGUGCCAUUUUAUGACCAGCGCAACCCCAGUUCCGCCCUGAAACGCCAUCGUCAGGCCCCUGGACGAAAGCAAACCGCCACAAAAACGCCCCCCAAUCGGCCUUAUUAUCAGCCCGCCGUAUCACCACGCGAUACCUCUCCUCGCCAUGGGAAUUGUCUAUGUACAGUACUUCGAAGCCAGGUGCACCACACGCGACAUACCACACAUUGAUUUGCCAGCCUGUUCGUCCAGGCGACCAGCUGUACAUCGACGUACCGCACAAACCCCAUGCAUGCAUGAAUGGGAGAAAGGAUUAUACGACGAUGAUGAGUUUCGGCUCUGGGGUUCCUUUCCUUGCAACACGGUUAGGAGCCGCCAUGUGCGUGGUUGUGAUGAUACAGGACUCGGUCAAAUUGGACAGGGGACUACAGCCGCUUAACAAACACGAGCUGACUUCUCCGUCCUUUGAUAUGAAAUUGUCUCUAUCUGAUUGAUAAAUGUCGUGUUAUUACAGAUAGGGAAGAUUUGGAAAAGGCUCGUCUUGUGUUUAGUCACCGGGUUAUGAGUACUGCAG